GAGGGUCCAGCAUAGAAUUAACAAAGAUUUGGGGUCUAACAUGACAAAAAUCCUCUUCUUUGUGACUCCAAAUUUUGUCGCUCCCUGAGGACUCCGUCGAGCUAAACGAUCCUCGCUCCAGUCUCUCCCCUUCCCGCUAACCCCCGGCUGCUCUCCUCCGGCAUGCCGUCGAUAAUGCCGACAAGGCGCCCUUCUCGCUACUCCGCCCUCCUCCGCCUUACCCCAACUCCUUAGCCCUCCCAUCCCGCCGUGGGACGACCUUAUCCUCCUCCACCAAGAAGAAACCCCGAAGCCCGAAAUCCCCAAAGAAGACCAUGAGAAACCUCCCUCUCGCCGACCACCUGAAGAGGCGGACCGCUCCCUGACCCAGUUCGACCCGACCUCUUACGACCGCUACGCGACCCCCCCGGCGAUCACGUGCCCGUCAUGCUCGGCGAGGUCCUCCACGUCUUCCGACGCCGCCCCCGCCUCCGCUCCUUCGUCGACUGCACUCUCGGCUUCGCCGCCGGCCACUCCUCCGCCGUUAUAGAGAUGCACAGGGAGCUGGAGGUCUAUGUUGGGUUGGACGUCGACCCGGUCGCCCACGAGAAAGGCCGAGCUCGGAUUGAGGGGCUGCUGAAGGGCUCUGAGGGGCUGAAGGCUUACACUCAUUUGAGGAAUUUCAAGUACAUAAAGUCUGUGCUUGCCGGGAUUGAUGAGGAUCUGCUGAAGGAGGGCGUGGAUGGGGUCCUGAUGGACUUGGGGAUGUCGUCGAUGCAGGUUGAUCGCUCGGAGAGAGGGUUUAGUGUUCUUGGUGAGGGGCCGUUGGAUAUGCGGAUGAAUCCUCAGGCAAGUUUAAAGGCAGAGGACAUUUUGAAUUCUUGGCCAGAGGAUGAAGUAGGACGAAUAUUGCGAGAAUAUGGAGAGGAGAGCAACUGGCGCUCUCUUCAGAGAAAGAUUGUUCAGGCUCGUGCUGAUGGGGGUUUGCGUUCCACUAGUGAACUAGUAAAGCUAAUACGAAGUUCAUCUACAGGAUUUGGUGGGAGACAAGGGUGGAUCAAGACAGCAACACGAGUGUUUCAAGCACUCAGGAUAGCAGUUAACGAUGAACUCCAGACUCUAGAGGAUGCUCUCUAUGCUUGUUUUGACUCUCUCUCCUCUGGUGGUCGUCUUGCUGUUAUCUCCUUCCAUAGUUUAGAGGACAGGAUUGUAAAAAAGACUUUUCUUGAUAUCAUAGGAAAUGGGGAUGAAAACGGGAAUUUUGAGAAUUUUAAAGGUUGGAAUAAGGAUGAGACGGAUGUUGGUGAGGAACUUUGGAGUAAACAGAGAGUAGAAGGCAAGCAUGGGAUAGUUCUCACGAAGAGGCCCAUAACACCUUCGGAGGAGGAAGAGAAGUUGAAUUGUAGAUGCAGAAGCGCUAAACUAAGAGUAAUUCAGAAGGUUUGAAGACCAUAUCAGCAGUGUUUUUUGCGUUUCCAACGAAGCAAUAUGCAGAGAUACUUCAUCAGGAUUCUGAUAGCAAACACCGACUCAUUUGUUCAGAGAAUGAAAUCAGUCGUUGAUAAUUUGUGGAGUUUUUGCAACAGAAACCUUCGAAAAACUGGAAUCCUUGGAAGUUUUCAGAAAAUGCACCAGUCCUUGGUUCUGUUAAUUUAUUUGCUUUGCUGCUUAAAUAACUGCGCCAAGGCUCCUUGUAUCAUGAUCAGAAUCAGCCUAUUCUGAUUUUUACCUGUAAAUUUUGCCCAUUUGUCUGUGUAGCAUUUCCUCAGGAUGAUUCUUUUGAUGCAGAUAGCCUUGAUGGAACUUCUGAGUUAUGAAAUCAAUAUUUUAGCUAGCAUCAAUUUUGUAUGGGAUUAAAUUCAGAAAAUUUCCGAACCAUUAGAACGUAACAGUUUCUCUUUGGUUGCUA
Molecule: messenger RNA, 1888 nt
Organism: Asparagus officinalis (garden asparagus)
Lineage: Eukaryota; Viridiplantae; Streptophyta; Magnoliopsida; Asparagales; Asparagaceae
Product: ribosomal RNA small subunit methyltransferase H
Exons: 5
Coding region: 427-1425 (332 amino acids)
Biological process (GO): rRNA base methylation
Molecular function (GO): rRNA (cytosine-N4-)-methyltransferase activity
Source: RefSeq, a predicted model, not a curated record